AUGAGUUCUCAUUCUAUUGUGAUUGAUACGACACAUCCUGAUGACAAUCAGUUGACAGAGAAACUAAACAGAGUCGACUUCAAUGCUCCAGCCAAAAUCUUUCAAAACAAGCAUGCUAUACACCAGUUUGAAAAUGUAACCCCAGAUGUUUCAAUGCCUGGUACACCUCUUUUGACACCUCACCGCCAACACCCCAAGUAUGAAUCGGAUAGUUCGUCUGGUUAUCCUUCUCCCUCUCUGCCUCCCACUGCUGUCCAUACCCCUCCUUCCUUAUCCCCUCAACACAGUGGCGAUGAAAGCAGCAGUAAAUCUAAAUCCACACCUAAACAGCGCUCCUUUGACGAAUCAUACAGUGCUUCCACAACGUCACUCAAUACAAAGGGAAUUCCUUAUUCCGCCAGCACUAAUUCAUUGCCUGUUCGUCCUACCACACCAUCACAGUUUGUGUUCAAGAAACCCCAAUACAACAAAGAAUACCAUCAUACACACUUCCAUCGCCUUGAAAAGAAAGAUACCAUCUUUAAAGAUCUAAAAAAAUUGUUUAAAUCAGAAAAGAAAAAAGAGAGAUACAAGACACAUCAUAAAACAAGUAGUGAAGUCUCGUUCGCAAAUGAAUUUAAUCGAGACUUGGAAGGCAAAUACGGAAAAUGGGGCCGCUUUGUUGGCAAAGGCGCAGGUGGUUCAGUUCGUCUAAUUCGCCGUAACACAGACGGGAAAACAUUUGCAGUGAAACAGUUUAGAAAGAGAGCACCUAACGAACCAGAAAAGGAAUACGUCAAGAAGGUCACUGCUGAAUUCUGUAUUGGCUCUACUCUUCACCAUGUAAAUGUGAUUGAGACAUUGGAUAUCAUUCAAGAAGGCCAAUACUUUUUUGAAAUCAUGGAAUUUGCUCCCAAUGAUCUAUUCAAUAUUGUCAUGAGUGGAAAAAUGUCUCGAGAAGAAAUCAAUUGUUGCUGGCGACAAUUGUUGAAUGGUGUUCAUUAUCUUCAACAAAUGGGCUUGGCUCACCGUGAUUUGAAACUCGAUAAUAUGGUAUUAGACGAACGAGGUAUUGUCAAGAUCAUUGAUUUUGGUUGUGCUGUUGUCAACAAAUACCCUCACGAGACCCGAGUUCACCGCAGCAAGGGUAUUUGUGGUUCUGACCCUUAUAUUGCUCCUGAACAAUUUACUGACCCUGAUUAUGAUGCUCGUCUUACUGAUCUCUGGUCUUGCGCUAUUGUGUUUAUCUGUAUGUCUAUUCGUCGUUUCCCAUGGCGUAUUCCUCGACCUGAAAAAGACCAGUCUUAUAAGAAUUUUAUUACACCUUCUACGAUGGGUGCUGAAAAAUUAUUUAAAAUGUUACCACGUGAAUCUCGGCUGAUCAUGAAGCGUAUCUUAACGCCUAAUCCAGCAGAACGUUGUACAUUGGAAGAUGUCCUUGAGGACGAAUGGGUCAAGAGCAUCCCUAUGUGUACACCUACUCGACCAGAAACAGCUCAUGCACAUCAUUUAACAGUCGAGCCUCGUCCUGAAGUCAAGCAGACUUGUAAUAUUGUUGUGCUUGAUUUACCACCAACUGCCUCUGAAGAAUCAGAUGCUUCUGUAACUGAAGCUAAAAAGAAAUCCAAAGCCACUAGAAAAUAA
Messenger RNA from Gilbertella persicaria, 1623 nucleotides. Its product is annotated as kinase-like domain-containing protein. NCBI's taxonomy places the organism in Eukaryota, Fungi, Mucoromycota, Mucoromycetes, Mucorales, Choanephoraceae. Gene Ontology annotation, molecular function: ATP binding; protein serine/threonine kinase activity. Gene Ontology annotation, biological process: protein phosphorylation; intracellular signal transduction. Bases 1 to 1623 code for a protein of 540 amino acids. The transcript has 2 exons. The record is from RefSeq and is a predicted model, not a curated record.